ACAUACUAAUCGCUGAAAAAUGUUUAUAACUAUUUAAUUUCAAUCGAAAUCGUAUCAAGUUCGGUUCUUGAAUGUUGCUAAUGAUCUAUACUAUCUUCCACGAGUACCAGGGAUCAUUAUCUAUAUAGUAGAUAUCGUAUUAAUUAUACGUCAGCGUGAUUCAGUGACUGGCAAAUGCCAGAUCAGGUUAUAGUGAAUGCUAGUAAGAGUAUCGCCGAUGUUGUGAAUUAUAAUUAUGGAUCGUGAUUGUGCAUAAAGUCCAACUUUGAUAUAUUUCUAAUCAACUAUUUAUUAUAUUUACUGUGUACUGCUGAGUGCUAUUUAAUUAAUCAUGGCAAGUAAUUUAUCAACUUGGCUCCAAUUCGAUUUAUAUUAUGCAAGAUUAGUGUAUAUAAGAAAUUUUCACUAGGGAAGCAAUGUGGGAAAUAUUCAAUCUUGCCUUGUCGACAAAUGUCCACAGCAGCUAUUCCAAAACAAAAGAGUAGCAUUAAACCUAAAACUGGUAUUCUAAUGUUAAACAUGGGUGGACCCACUCAUAUAGAACAGGUGCAGGAAUAUUUAUUGCGUAUAAUGACUGACCGUGAAAUGAUUCAACUACCAGUUCAAAGUCAGUUGGGUCCUUGGAUAGCCAAACGUCGUACACCUGAUGUACAAAAGAAAUAUGCUGAAAUUGGUGGAGGUUCGCCGAUUUUAAAAUGGACAAAUAAGCAGGGUGAACUUUUGUGUAAACAGUUAGAUAAUGUUUCACCAGAAACUGCACCUCAUAAAUACUAUGUUGGUUUUCGCUAUGCCGAUCCUCUUACUGAAGACACUCUUGAAGAAAUAAAUGAAGAUGGUGUUCAACAUACAGUUAUAUUUUCUCAGUAUCCACAAUAUAGUUGUGCUACAACUGGGUCUAGCUUUAAUGCAAUAUAUCAGUUUUAUAAGAAGAGACACCUACCUGCUAAUAUGAAAUGGAGUAUAAUAGAUAGAUGGGCAACACAUCCAUUAUACAUAAAGACAAUUGCUGAAAGGAUUAAGGAGGAGUUAGUUCACUUUCCUGAGAACAUAAGAGAUGAUGUUAUAAUUUUAUUUUCAGCUCAUUCUCUUCCUCUGAAGGCAGUGAAUAGGGGAGAUUCUUAUCCAUCUGAAGUUGGGGCAACAGUUGCCUUAGUAAUGCAAGAAUUAAAUUACUGUAAUCCCUACAAUCUAGUAUGGCAAUCAAAGGUUGGACCAUUGCCUUGGUUAGCACCUUUCACAGAUGAUGCUUUAAAAGCCUAUGUGAAGCAAGGAAAAAAGAACUUUAUACUAGUGCCAGUAGCUUUUGUCAAUGAACAUAUUGAAACCCUCCACGAAAUGGAUAUUGAGUAUUGCAAAGAACUAGCUGAAGAGCUUGGCAUUGAAAAAAUAAGAAGAUCUGCUGCACCAAACGAUCAUCCUAUCUUUAUUGAUGCUCUGACAGACAUUGUUCUUUCUCAUCUUAAAUCAAAACGAUCGAUAAGCCCGAAAUUUUUAACUCGGUGUCCUCAUUGUGUGAACCAAAAUUGCCUCUCUAGCAAAAAUUGGUAUUCACAAGUGUGUAAAAGUUAACAUACAGGGAAAUGUACAGUAUUUAUAUUUGUACUUGGGAGUUAAGUACAGCUAAACCACAUUCAAGUUUCUAUUUAUGUAAAAAAAACAUACUGUGAAAAAUAAUGUUUAUUAAAAUAGCUAUGAUUACGA
Molecule: messenger RNA, 1701 nt
Organism: Hylaeus volcanicus
Lineage: Eukaryota; Metazoa; Arthropoda; Insecta; Hymenoptera; Colletidae
Gene: FeCH
Product: ferrochelatase, mitochondrial
Exons: 8
Coding region: 451-1569 (372 amino acids)
Biological process (GO): heme biosynthetic process
Molecular function (GO): protoporphyrin ferrochelatase activity
Source: RefSeq, a predicted model, not a curated record